This is a messenger RNA of Elgaria multicarinata webbii, 4254 nucleotides long. RefSeq names its product XPC complex subunit, DNA damage recognition and repair factor (gene XPC). Gene Ontology annotation, cellular component: nucleus; XPC complex; nucleotide-excision repair factor 2 complex. Bases 73 to 2973 code for a protein of 966 amino acids. Gene Ontology annotation, biological process: nucleotide-excision repair; mismatch repair. The transcript is spliced from 16 exons. Gene Ontology annotation, molecular function: damaged DNA binding; single-stranded DNA binding. The record is from RefSeq and is a predicted model, not a curated record. Lineage: Eukaryota; Metazoa; Chordata; Lepidosauria; Squamata; Anguidae.
CUUCCUCUGUGUGCCUUUUUAUCUCCUUUGUGUCCCGCACCACGGCGCCCUGCGCGGAAGGCAGCAACCGACAUGGUCAAAAAGCGCAAGGGGUCCCCGCAGUUGCGGGGGUCGAGUAAGAAAGUCAAAGGUGGAGCUGCCUCUUCCUCCAGCCCUAAACCCCACGAGCAGCGAGAGGAUGAUUUUGAAGAGAAAAAACCACAAAGGAAGAAAAGCUUGCCCAAAGCCUUACCUGAAAAAAAGAAGGAAAGAGAACAUGAGAGGGACGUGCCUCAGGUACCCUGCAGAAAUGCAAGGCAGAAAAGAGCAAAACCCGUUGUGAAGGAGGAAAAUAACAUCAUUGUAGAAAGUCAAGGGUCCUGUAAAAAGGGACGGAAAUGCAGUGGUUUACAGAGCACUCUUCUAAAGAAAGAGACAAAUAUAAAAAAAGAAUCCAUUGUCAAAAAGAGAGAUGAAGAGGAAGACGAUGAGGAUGCUGAAAGCGAGGAUGAAUGGGAAGAUGUGGAAGAGCUUCGUGAGCCUGAGGUUGAGAUGCUGGAAGACAUUGCUGUGCCGACGCUGCCUAACAAAACCGUUGAGAUAGAAAUUGAGACCCCAGAACAAGCAAAGAAAAGAGAGAGAAAAGAGAAAAGGCAGGUCGAGUUUGAGACAUAUCUCCGUAGAAUGAUGAAACGUUUCAACAAAGAAGUUCAUGAAGAUACACACAAGGUUCACUUACUGUGCCUGUUAGCAAAUGGUUUCCAUAGAAACAGGAUCUGCAGUCAGCCAGAUCUCCAAGCUAUCGGCCUAUCGAUCAUCCCCACCCACUUCACUAAAGUUCCUGCAGCUCGCAUAGACCACUUGUACCUGUCAAAUCUUGUGAAAUGGUUUGUUGCAACUUUCACUGUCAACUCUGAGCUGUCUGAUAACGAAGAGAGUUGGCAGGCUACGCUUGAGAGGCGCUUUGCUGUCUACGCUGCACGAGAUGAAGAGGAAUUGGUACAUAUAUUUUUACUUAUUCUGCGAGCGUUGCAGCUACUGUGCCGGCUUGUGUUGUCUCUACAACCUAUUCCUCUGAAAGAGUCUGUGGGGAAGGGAAAGCCCUCCUCAAAGAAGCGUUCUGUCAGUGCAGUUUCUGAGGAAUUGGGUGGCUCUGCCAAAAGGCCUAAGGUUGUGUCCAAAAAAUGCACAGGGCCACGGAAGACGAAGCAAGAGGCAGACCAAGAGAAGGUUCUGUCAAGGAGCCAGGAAGCUGAGAAGAAAUCAAAGCCCCCUGGAGCUAAAAAGAUGAUAACUAAAUCCCAGAAAGAAAAGGAAUCUGGCAAUGGUGAGAGCCACCUGAGGGAAAAGGGAGGGUUGGGGAGGCCCAAAAAUGACCGCCAACGAAAGGUGGCCUCAAAAGUGUCAUAUAAAGAGGAGAGUGGGAGUGACGAAGGCAGCGAUUCUGAAUUCCGUGCUUCGGAGGAAGAUGAGGAUGAUAGUAAUAACUCUGAUGAAGAAUUUGAAGCUCCCAGUAGGAAGCGGAGGUCAUUCCUAGGAACCCCUCGAGCAAAAGUAGCUGUUAACAACAGGAGGAAAUCUGCGCCUUCAUUGUUGAUGAAUAAAUUGGAGGUAGUUGGCGGUUCACUGGAGAAAAACACCAACCGAAGUUCUUCCAACCCAUCAAAGAAAAGGAACAAAAUAAUUUCUAGCGAUGAUGAUGAUGAAGGGGAGCAGGGGGCAGUUAAACUGAAAGGCACAGACCAGUGGGUGGAGGUUUUUCUUGAACGGGAAGAUCGGUGGGUAUGCGUGGACUGUGUCCAUGGCACUGUGGGUCAGCCACUCCUGUGUUUCAAAUCGGCCACAAAGCCCGUGAGCUACGUCGUCGGCAUUGACAACGACGGGUGCUUGAAGGAUGUAACGCAAAGAUACGACCCGGCCUGGAUGACUUUGACGAGGAAAUGCCGCGUGGAUGCCCAGUGGUGGGAGGACACUUUGGAGCCGUACAGGAGCUCUUUUGUGGAACGAGAGAGAAAAGAAGAAAGAGAGUUUCAAGUGAAGCUUCAAGAUCAGCCUCUGCCGAAAGCCAUCGGAGAGUACAAGAACCACCCGCUUUAUGGCUUGAAGAGGCAUCUCCUUAAAUAUGAAGCCAUCUACCCUGAGACGGCUGCUAUCCUAGGAUAUUGCCGAGGGGAGGCCGUGUACUCCAGAGAUUGUAUCCACACACUGCACUCCAAGGAUACCUGGCUGAAGCAAGCCCGAGUGGUGCGGAUUGGAGAAGUGCCCUAUAAGAUGGUCAGAGGUUUCUCCAAUCAAGCAAGGAAAGCCCGAAUGGCAGAACCCGCAAACCGGGACAAAAAGGACUUGCCGCUCUUUGGCUUCUGGCAGACAGAGGAGUAUCAGCCCCCAGUGGCCGUGGAUGGAAGGGUUCCCCGGAAUGAAUUUGGGAACGUGUAUCUCUUCCAACCCAGCAUGUUACCAAUAGGCUGUGUGCAACUAAAGCUUCCUAACCUUCAUAGAGUGGCACGUAAAUUGGAUAUUGACUGUGUUCCAGCUGUUACGGGAUUUGAUUUUCAUGGUGGUUAUUCACACCCAGUCACUGAAGGUUACGUAAUCUGUGAAGAGUACAGAGAGGUGCUUGUUGCUGCCUGGGAAAACGAAGAAGCAGAGAGGGAAAAGAAAGAAAAGGAGAAGCGAGAGAAGAGAGUGCUGGGGAACUGGAAAUUGAUGGUGAAAGGACUUCUGAUCAAAGAGAGACUGAAGCAACGCUACUCUACUAAGAAUGAGGCAGCAGGAGCCAUGGUGGAAAAAUUGGCUGGGUUCUCCUCCUCCUCCUCCUCCGAUGAUGAUGAUGAUAAAGGACCAAGUCCAGAGACACCUGCUGGGGAUGUGACUGCUUCUUGGCCCCAAAACCGGCAAGUGGAGGAACAGAGUAAGGGAGAAAAAAGAACCAGAAAGAGCAAGAGGGAAAAGAAAGGAGAAGAAAAGCACUUGUUCCCAUUUGAGAAGCUGUGAUGAGAAGAGUUUGUGCUGAAAUUUUGCCAAGCAAAAAAAGGCACUUUGAGCUUCUUUCAGACCAAUUUGUAAAUACUUUCAAGCUUAGGAAAUAUUUUAUGUAUAUUUUCUGCAAGUUGGAAACUUGGUUUUGAAGCAUUCUAUAAAGAGAGCAUUGUUUAAUUAUAUGCAAAAGUACUCCUUAUGGGAAUAAAUCACAGAGCUAAUGAGGACCUCUACAAAUCUAGGCCAUAAAAUGUACCUUACUCCAUUACACAGUAUCAGGUUAUGCAGAUUGACGUGUGAAUCUUCUUGAAUUCUUUUUAAGAGCUCAGUUAGCCACGUCUUACUCUCAUCUUUUUUAAAGAGCUUUGGGCCUUCCUCUUUUAAAGCCGUGUGGAAUUACGACGAACAGAUCUGUUAAAUUUUGAGACAUCUUCUUGUGGACUUAAUUUUCUCUUGGACAUCCUUAUAAUUCCUCAGUUGCAUCACCCUUUGUUAGUGGUAUCCUUUCACUGCCCUUUCCUGUUUUUGUCUCUAGCUUCUGUUUGUUCAAAAACAAUUUACUUGUUUGAUACAGAAAGGUCCCAAGUGUGUCAUUAUUAUCCUGAAGGUAGUGAAGCCGUGCUCUUUGCUUGUAAGUAAGUUAGAAUCCUUAUUGGCUAUAGGAAAUGUUGUCCGCAUUUAGGGUGCAAUCCACCGGGAAGCUGUCCUGCCCAAGCACCAUAAAUGGGAACUGUGCAAGAGCAGGGCGUAUGGCCUUGCACAACUACCAUUCAUUUCAGCGGAGCUUGUGCAAGAGAGACAAAUGUGAACAUUCUUGCUGGUAUCAUAGGACCUUUGGGGAGGAAGACUUUUCAAGAAUGUGUUAGGGGUUUUUUGGGCUUUGAUUCCCCACUCCCACCCCUUCUGUAUCCCCAUUGAUUUUUACAUAGUGAGCACUGAAGAGAAGUUUCUGUGGUCCCUGUUUUUUAUGAUGCAAGUUAAUGUAAUCUAAAUGGGUCUUACAAGGGGGGAAAAGAAUUCAUGCUUGAAGUGUGCCAUUACAGACUUCAUUAUCAUUGUUUGCAUAUUGUGCUAUUCAGUGUGCUUUGAUUUGUACAGUUUUCCCCCAUGAAAAAGAUGUUAACUAUGCCAGCUGUUUUACACAAGAAUUUUUAAACAUUACCUCUUUUUAUUGGCCUAGAUCUGUAUUGAUUUAAAAACAACUCUUUUCCCUACAUUUGACCUGACUAGAGCUAACUUUAGUAUUGUAAAUAUGUUCAGGAAAAAAAUAUUUUUAUAUUAAGCUCUUGGCAAAAA